Molecule: messenger RNA, 2689 nt
Organism: Diachasmimorpha longicaudata
Lineage: Eukaryota; Metazoa; Arthropoda; Insecta; Hymenoptera; Braconidae
Gene: byn
Product: T-box transcription factor T
Exons: 6
Coding region: 344-2002 (552 amino acids)
Biological process (GO): regulation of transcription by RNA polymerase II; heart morphogenesis; mesoderm formation
Cellular component (GO): nucleus
Molecular function (GO): RNA polymerase II cis-regulatory region sequence-specific DNA binding; DNA-binding transcription factor activity, RNA polymerase II-specific
Source: RefSeq, a predicted model, not a curated record
CCCAAGUGCUACAAUCGUUCAUCCUCACCUCGCCUAUCUCAUCUAUCUCCAACGUACAUCUCUUUUUUUUUACAUUCUCACUGUAAUAACUUGGCACCAUUCGGAAUAAACCAGACAGUUGAAGGCGCGUAAUUACUUUGUUUAGCCAAGUGUUAGUAUCAACGCGCCAAAGUCAUCCCCACAAAGUCAGGUGGACGAUUAAAUCAUUUCUAAUUGAUAAAUUCAUCAGGAAACGUCAUCAAGGAGUAACGGUGAUCUGUGUGGUUUGAGAGAAGAAGAAAAAAAACUAAAAAGAACGGAAUAGGAAUUUUGCGAUUGGUCGUUGACGAGGGAACGAGGAAGGAUGCAAUCAAAUGCCUCGACAGCGUUGGAUCUUGAUGCUGCGAGAUCAACCGGUUGCUGUGACUCUGAUCACAGAAAUGGAGAAGAUGAGGGGAUUGACAGGGAGAGGAGACAGUUGAGUGGACAACCCCUGUCUCUUUCUCUUGAGGAUCGCGAAUUGUGGACCAGAUUUCAGAGCAUCACUAAUGAGAUGAUUGUCACGAAGAAUGGAAGGAGGAUGUUUCCUGUUGUGAAGGUUGUGGCGCGAGGACUAGAACCUUCCGCGAUGUAUACUCUUCUCUUGGAGUUCGUACAAAUUGAUCCUCACAGGUGGAAAUACGUGAAUGGGGAGUGGGUACCAGGUGGUAAAGCCGAGGUUGCGCCCCCUAAUCCGAUCUACAUUCACCCGGAGAGCCCCAACUUUGGGGCGCAUUGGAUGAAGGAAGCAGUAUCUUUUGCAAAAGUCAAAUUGACCAAUAAAUCGAAUGGAAAUGGCCAGAUUAUGUUAAACUCGCUCCACAAAUAUGAACCGAGAGUCCAUCUCGUCCGCGUGGGGGCGGAGGAGCAACGCACUGUACUCACAUAUAGAUUUCCCGAGACUCAAUUUAUCGCAGUGACUGCGUAUCAGAAUGAAGAAGUAACCGGCCUGAAGAUCAAAUACAACCCCUUCGCAAAGGCCUUUCUCGACGCCAAAGAGCGUCCCUCCGAUCAGCAAACUUACCCCCAAUAUACAAGUGCCUGGUUUUUGCCUCAACCAGCAAUGGCCUAUGACUACGCCCCUUCCAUAUCCGUCGCUUCGUCUCAGGUCUCAAAUCCAUCCAGUGAUCUCACGAGUACGUGCACAAUAUCCUCCGGAAGCCAUAAAAGUUCAUGUAGAACCGCACCAUAUCCCGUCAGACAUAAAUACCAUCAAGAAGAUGAAAAUGUAGAUCCCUACAGUUCAGUGCCACUUCUCCACUCGGCCUACGUCACAACCGGCUGGUCACGGAGUCCUGAACCCCUAUCAAUGAACCCCCUACCCCAAGAGUGGCCUUCCUCACCCCUUCCCUCCCCCACCUCUUCCCCGUCAGGUCACUCCUAUUCCCUGAGCAGACCCUCCGCCUCAACCCCAACGACAUGCACCUUCUAUAUUCCCUCAGCCCCUUCCUGCAACACCUCACCCCACGAUCAUCCACACAUCGUAGAAACCUCCACUUGGCUGCAUCCCCCAUCGGUCUCAGAUCAAGUUCAACAACAGCAGUCAUACUUGAAUCUCAAUCUCCAUCUGCACCACCAGAUCCCCUCAUACUCACGUACUCCAGCACUUUCCGUUCUCCAAUCAACGGAGACCGACGUCAAUCAGAGCCCCAUCGCCCCCAGCAAUGAAUAUCCUCAAAGUUACCACCAGACAACAGAUCCGGGGGAACAUCAGAAUCAUCAAGGUCAUCUGCUCCAGCUGCAGUCCCAGGGUACAGCGUCGCCGUCAGGCGACUAUGAUCCUACGAAAAGUCAUCACUCCAUUGGAUAUCAGGAGCCAAAUCGCAAUCAGGAGAGCGAAACGGGAGACGAUGAGAGGAGAUAUGGGAGCAGCGUUAUCGAUCAUCGAUUAUCGAGUCAUCAGAGAAAUUCGGCAUCCACUGAUACUCAAGGGGGUUGGGCCCCACUGACCCCACCGACAGUCACCCAAAAUACUGCUCUCUGAUGUGGGUCUCAUCGAUUAUUCUGUCCGACCCCUCGAUUCAGAUUCUAUUGACUGUUGAUAGGGGAAUCGAGUGAUUACACUUAGUCGAUUGUCACUCGAUCGAUGAUCGAAUAUGAUAACGAAGGGGUGAAUCAAUCGAACUACAGUUGAGUUAAUUCGAAACCGAGUGAGAGCUUAUUCGAGCUGAAAAUAUUUUAGAAUCGACUUUUAAUCGACUCAUAUGAGAACCGAUUACCAGUUCAUUAUAACGAAGGCUCAAUUGAAUUUGAGUGGAACUAAUUCGAAGUCGAUUAAGAAUCGAUUUAUGUGGGAAAGUCGGGAGUGAAGUGGUAGGAAUGAAACAGGAAAUCAAUAGAUAACAUUUAUUUAAUUUUCUGUUCUUGACUUCUUUGCCUCGGGAACUUUCCAAACUUUAGAAGUUUAAGUGACAUGUAUUAUGAAAAAAAAUAGAACGUUCUGUUAAUGUUUAUAAUAAUUAGAUUAUUAUUAGCUGUAAUAGAAACUCCGUCCAGAUUACGAAGAAAUUGUUUAAUUUAAUUGUGAAUAUCCAGAUGCAUUGAUAAACUCAUUGCAGUCCUAGUUUUUUAUUUCAUUCCACUGUAAAUACUUAUAUUGGAAGUGAGUGAUUAUUCUAGUAGAUAAAUAAUACACUAUUUUACAAGAGAACCAAUAAGACCGUCUGAUUAA